AUUGGCGGAUUCCAGCGCCGAGGAGGCCCCGGGGACACAGCGCCAGCCCGCAGCCCUCUGCCAUGUUCGCCUGCGUGAAGCUCGCCUCCUCCCCGGCCCUGAUCCGUGCAGGAUCAAGAGUCUUGUACAGACCAAUUUCCGCAUCAGUGUUGUCUAGGCCAGAGGUCAGGACUGGAGAGGGCAGCUCAACACUUAAUGGAGCCCAGAAUGCUGUCUUCCAAGUAGCACUUAGAGAGUUCCAGACCAGUGCUGUCAGCAGGGACAUUGACACUGCUGCCAAAUUUAUUGGUGCUGGCGCUGCCACAGUAGGAGUGGCUGGUUCUGGUGCUGGUAUCGGAACCGUCUUUGGUAGUCUAAUCAUUGGUUAUGCCAGAAAUCCCUCUUUGAAGCAGCAGCUGUUUUCAUAUGCUAUCUUGGGAUUCGCCCUGUCUGAAGCUAUGGGUCUCUUUUGUCUGAUGGUUGCUUUCUUGAUCCUGUUUGCAAUGUGAAGAGAUCUGCUGCUCAUAAUGUUAGCGUUAGUAAACUACAAAUGUAAUUGUAUGUAUUUUACUGAGGCUCCCAAAAUG
Messenger RNA from Gopherus evgoodei (Goodes thornscrub tortoise), 566 nucleotides. Its product is annotated as ATP synthase F(0) complex subunit C3, mitochondrial. The transcript has a single exon. Gene Ontology annotation, molecular function: proton transmembrane transporter activity. NCBI's taxonomy places the organism in Eukaryota, Metazoa, Chordata, Testudines, Testudinidae. The record is from RefSeq and is a predicted model, not a curated record. Gene Ontology annotation, biological process: proton transmembrane transport; proton motive force-driven ATP synthesis. The coding region runs from base 63 to 488 and encodes 141 amino acids.